Messenger RNA from Tripterygium wilfordii, 1058 nucleotides. RefSeq names its product ras-related protein Rab7. Gene Ontology annotation, molecular function: GTP binding; GTPase activity. The record is from RefSeq and is a predicted model, not a curated record. The transcript has 8 exons. The coding region runs from base 184 to 804 and encodes 206 amino acids. Gene Ontology annotation, cellular component: vacuolar membrane. NCBI's taxonomy places the organism in Eukaryota, Viridiplantae, Streptophyta, Magnoliopsida, Celastrales, Celastraceae.
AUCAGGGACAAAACAGUCAUUAUAACGCUAAUCCACGACUGAUCAGAGAGAAGAGAAAGGUCCGACCAGCUUAGAAUCCGCAAAUAAUUCAAAGUAGCUUCUAAAUUCUCUCCCUCAUCUUUGAAGUCCGACGUACAUCCCGUCGAGUUCGUCUCCGUACGACCGACAAUCAAAUCGAGAACCAUGCCUUCCCGUAGAAGAACCCUCUUGAAGGUUAUCAUCCUCGGUGACAGCGGGGUUGGAAAGACCUCUUUGAUGAAUCAAUAUGUAAAUAAGAAGUUUAGCAAUCAGUACAAGGCAACUAUUGGAGCGGAUUUUUUGACGAAGGAAGUUCAGUUCGAAGAUAGGCUCUUUACCUUGCAGAUUUGGGAUACAGCUGGCCAGGAAAGAUUCCAAAGUUUAGGUGUUGCUUUCUAUCGUGGUGCUGAUUGUUGUGUUCUUGUUUAUGAUGUCAAUUCAAUGAAGUCAUUUGACAACCUUAACAACUGGAGGGAAGAAUUUCUUAUUCAGGCAAGUCCCUCGGAUCCCGAAAACUUUCCAUUUGUUGUUUUAGGAAACAAAGUUGACGUUGAUGGAGGAAACAGUAGAGUGGUUUCGGAGAAAAAAGCUCGAGCGUGGUGUGCCUCGAAAGGAAAUAUUCCGUACUUUGAGACCUCUGCCAAGGAAGGCAUUAAUGUGGAAGAAGCUUUUCAGUGCAUAGCAAAGAAUGCCCUAAAGAGUGGUGAAGAGGAGGAGAUUUACCUGCCUGACACCAUUGAUGUUGCUACCAACAAUCAGCCAAGAUCAACUGGGUGUGAGUGCUAAAUGACGCCUGUGGCCUAUUUUUUUCCCAGCUGCAAAUGCUUGAAACUAUGUCCCUUUUUAGCGGUUAUUUGUGUGUAUGGAUCUAGACUGUAAAUUAACGUUGUCGGGAAAACAAAUUGAUCUAUUGGUUCAGGUCUUGGCGCUUUUUAUUGAAGUACUCCUUGAUGUAAUUUAAUUGAAUGUUGGGCAUUCUCCAAUUAUUGAUUGCAUUCCUGCCGUCCUUAUGGUGUUAUGAAGAUAGUGUCAUCUAAUAA